AGAGAGGGAAAAGAGAGGAGGAGGAAGAGGAGGAGGAAGAGGAGGAUAAAACCCAGCGGACGGACGGACGGACGGACGGACGACGGGACCGGAAACAAAGAAAACAAAUGUGGAAUAAUCCGCCAACUGCGCGCGCGACACCCUGAGGAAUAUUUCCGCUCGCGGAGGAAUAUUUAAAAAAAAUAGUUUUUCAUUUUCGGGCUGUUUUUUUGUGGAUUGGAUCCCUCCGCCGCUGCCGCCGCUGCCGCCGCUUCCUGCCGGGACUCCGCGGAGGAAAACACACACACACACACACACAGAGUUCAGCCCGUACCGGAGGGCACGUGCGUGUGUGCGCGUGCGCGUGUGUGCGUGUCCAGGUGUGUUGUCCUCGCGCGGCGGUUGGUCGCCGCUGCUGUUCGUUAAAUUUGAUGUUUUUCAAACGGAGUUCCGCGCAGCUUUUAUUUUGACCUGUGCGUGUGAGUCUCAGCAUGCGGCAGCGAGGCUCCCGCACCAGACUCCAUUCAUAAACUGCUCAUUUUUAUUUAUUUUGCUUUGUGUGUGUGUGUGUGUGUGUGUGUGUGUUUUUGUGCCCCUGUUUGUGUUUGUGUUUCUGUGUGAGUGUGUGUGUGGGUCCACGCGCCCGUCCUACAUCAGCACGCGGCAGAUCAAUGAGGAUGGAUCUAUUUACCUGAGCACGAGAGAAGAUUUAAAUGUUUUUUAUUAGUUUUUACCGGAUGGAUAUGAGAUCAGAAAUAAUCCAACUGAGACAUUAAUAAGAACAAAAGACAUGGCGGUCUGAGCGGCGUCCGCGAGGCAGACGGUCCCGUCUGAAGCCGAAACCAGAGGGCUGCGGGCUCACAGCAUGGUGGAUGCCAGCACACCUUACAGGAUGAACCCUCUAGCUGCCCUCAGCAUCGACCGGAACGCUCUGGUUGGGGAAACCUACCGGCCCCACGGAGGUAUUUUCUAUCCCGGCAUCCAUCCUCUCUCUGGUGAAAAGCCCCAGGAGGCUGGCACUUCUCUCCCGCUUGGCUAUGAUCUCCUGUACAAACCAGACGUAACCCUGUUGGAUGGGCAGAAAUCUGGAAACGGAUAUGUUGGACUAUAUAAGAGCCCACCACCAGGGUUUCAGAAACCCCUCAUUGUCCCUGCCACAGGAGCUGAUGGCCUGGGGAUGGAUCGCCGAGUUCUACCCGGUGACAAGCAGUCAGAACUGGGUCUGAAUGGUGCUGGCACCUUCUUGAGAUUGCCCUGGUUCAGCCCUUAUGCUGAUGCAACAAUGUACCCCUUCCUGGACAUGGCUUACAAGGCCUCCUUCCUGUCCCAGCCGUCGCCCUUCCUCCACCAGCAGCUGGCGUAUCAGUCUCUGUGUGCCGCUGGGGCAGCAAGCAGCACCCCCGGGGAAGACAGACUUUUCUACCUGCCUCAUUACUCCCCGGCCCAUAUCUCGUCCCCUCUUGGCCCUCCAAUACGGAUCCACACAGCCACUCCAACUCCUGCUGUCCUAUCACCCCUGCCCCACUGCCAGGACAAGGCCUUACAGGGUCUUAGUCCUCAGAUACAUCAGGAACACUCUGCCUUCAGCACCAGUCCACGGAUCCACCGGGAUACUGUUCACCACACUGAGCGACAACAUGGCAGCAGUGGCACAAAGUCUAGUCAGCUCACUUCCACCAACAACUCUCUCAGUAGCAAAAGUGGUGGAAGUAGUGGUGCCCCUGUUAACAGUUCAGCUAGCACUGCUGCCUUAGAGUCACCCCCAGUAACCCAUCCUCCAUGCACAGUUCCUCCACCCCAACCCCUAACAAACACCACUACAGACCUCCAGAAGUCGCUUCACAGAAGCACCUCCUCAUCCUCAACCUCGCUUUCAGUGUCUCACCCGUUUUACAUGAGCAGCCGGAGCUCUGAGCACUGCUCUCCCGUGCCCUCGGGCAGCAACAAAACCAAAGAUGCCAGCUCAGACGGCUGUAGUGCAGAGAAGUCACCUGCAAAGACGUCCCUGGACAGAGCCGUACCUCAGAAGCCUGCCAAAAACUCAGCAGAAAAACCUUUGGAUCUGUCUGCCAAAGAGUUGGAAGGAUUCCCAAAUGGAUUCCCGUCCAAAUUAGAGGCCCUGGCCAAGCUGGGGUAUCUACCACCAUCUCGUUACGGGCUGCUAGCCAGUCAGGACCAGCACUCAAAGGAGGGUCAACCCCCACUUGUUAGCACGUCGACAGAGACUCCAAAUCGUUGUGAAAUAAUCAGCACUGUGCCCUCUCCUUGGGUUGUUCCUGGUCCUUCCCCAGCUGUCAGCUCUGACCACAGAGGCUCCCAAAUUAUGAAAAACAAGAGUGCAGAUCAUCAUGUACAACCUCAAAGCUCACCUGGCUCCACAGCAGUUGAGGUAGCCAGUAUUCCAAGUCCUGGUGUAGGGGGAAGACCCUCUGCAUCUUCUCCUUCCCCAAAGUCCAAAGUUGAAUGGCCAGGCGCUCCCUCUACUGAUUUGGAGAAAGUCAAUCCAAACAGUAAAGGAGAAACUCAUACAUGUCCUGGAAAACAACAGAGCGUUACUCCUGCUAAGUCGGAGGCUCAAGAGAGCCAGUCUCAUCCACAACAGCAGCUUCGUGUAGAAAAUGGAAACUCCUCCAGUCAAAUCUACGGUGACUCUUACCUCCCUCCUGGCUUAGGUUACACUAACCGCUACAUCCCAUACUCAGUUGCUGAGAAUAUGUCCUUGCAACGUAUGACGAUACCAGGCAAAGGGCCUGUCUAUCCCCAUCCAGUCUUGCUUGGCAGCAGCAGCUUUUACCCGCCUCGCGUGGCACCAAAGCAUGGCCUUCCAUAUGGAGUACCUCCAAACAAGGUCGACUUCAUGACAUACCAGAAUUCCCGGGGGAUAGCCCCUUCACCUGCUUCCUCCCAUCCAGGUCUUGACUGUAUUGAGACCCAGGAUAAAACCUGGAAUGCUGAACCAUACAGGAAGCAGGAAAGGCUGGAUGCUGACAGUUACCACAAGAGUGACACUGAAAGAGACAAGUCCACAAACCAAACCUUAAAGACUUCAGGCAAAAGCCUCACUUCUGCCAGAGAUGAUGUUGUUGUUAUUGACCUCGUACGUGAUGAGUCAGAAGAUGAUUUGUCCACCAAGAAGCAGAGCUCCCUAGGUACCAAAAGAGAAGAUUCCUCCAAGCAUGGCAGCAGUGGCUGUAACCACAUCCAAGACAGAGACGUCCCUCCCAGCCAGGAUACCGAGCAGAAACGAGGCUUACAACCUCACACUUCCCAACCACAACCUCCUCAUCAUAACUCCUCUUCACCUCCUUCUCCUCGUGAGGAGAUCCCAGACGAGAUCUCAGAAAAGGAAGAGCCACUCAGUCCAUUCCCGGACAUCCCAGAGGAGCAGACGAUGCGCUGUGCCCGAACUUCUAUACAGCAGUUCUCUAGGAAAUGUAAAAGUGGAGCCUCUGUUAGUGCUGGGGACUUGAUGAGGGGUGUCACUACUGGUGUUGAUGGGAAGAGUGAAGCCUCAUCCAGUAAAAGCGUUAACCCCGAGCAAAGCCCUUCCGAAAAUGGCAACUCAUUGGGUCCUUUUAGUAAAGAAAACUGUUCCAGUGACUGUAAGAGUGCUAACAUCAUGGGAACAGUGGGUCUGGUCACCAGCGGCUGUCAUUCAGACAAUAAGGGAUCGGCAGGUAGAGAGUUCAGUCCCCAGGUCCCAGCAUGCAGGAGUUUUAAUCCCAGGGUUCCAGCUGGAGGAGUUAUUAACACCCAUUUUAACAUCAACCCAAGAAGUCCCACAUGUAACAGUGGAGAUCCAAAUUUGGUCAGCAGACAUUUUGUGGGCCCAUGUUGCAGAAAUCUGCCUCUGAAGGCCCCAAUUUGUGAACCCAGGAUUUUCAGCGCUCCAACUCAUGGAAAUAGCAACCCUGUAACUCCAAACUGCAGGAGCAUCAAUCCCACGUUUACAAAUUGUGAAAACCGCAAUGCCAUGCGCCCAGUUUGUGGAAACAUCAAUCUCAGGGCUCCUGCAUGUGGGAAGAACUGUUUUAGUUGUCCAAAUUGUGGGAAUUCUCUCUCGAAAGGUUAUUCUUUUGGAAAUAACCAGAGCUGUGUAAAUAGCAAUCCCAGGGUCCCCACGUAUGGAAGCAAUUUUCCUUUGGAUCCAACCUGUCGGCACCUUUCACCUGGCAACCCUACCAAUGGAGGCUUUAACGUGAUGCCUGCAGAUCUGACUCCAGAACCAAACAAAGACCUAAAUUCUGAAAGCCUUUCUUCCAAAGAACCAGAGCCAAACUCCGGCCUCACCACUGCUAGCUGUGGAGACGGUGAGAAAGACAUCCAGGACAGCAUGGACAUCCUGGCAGACGAUGAAGAAGGUGCUGGCAAGAACCGGCUCUCCGGCCUCACCAAACGCAUCGCCAACUCCUCCGGCUACGUGGGCGACCGGUUUAAAUGCGUAACCACGGAGCUUUACGCUGACUCCAGCAAGCUGAGCAGAGAGCAGAAAGCACUCCAGCGUGCGAUGCUGCGAUUCUCCGAGCUGGAGCUGAAGGAGAAAGAGGGAGGAAGAGAGGAAGAAGACGACGAAGAAGAAGAAGUGAUGACAGCAGCGGUGGCGGCAGGAGAGACGGAGCUGGCAGACGGCCAGCAGGGAGACGGAGAGAAGGAGAAGGAGGAGGAGGAGGAGAGGAAGAAAGAGGGAGGAGGAGGGUGGGAGCGCUGCCAGCAGAGUGAGGGGAGGCGAGGAGAAGGAGGAGGAAGAACUCCCUCUGCAGCCACCGCGGAGGCUCAGAGAGGUCUCCAUUCGUCGGGUCCUCACAGCUGCCUCCCCGUCCUGUCGCUGUGCCGCCACUCCGACAACCUCCCCAUCCUCCGAGAGAGGGAUGGCGCUCCACCGGAGGAAGAGAAGAAGAACGAAGGGGAUAAUCUGCUGGAGGAGAAGAAGAAAGAGGAGAGGAGUUUAGUCUCACAGCAACAACAAAGGUUUCUGUCCACAACCAGAGGCCUGUUUCAGGGAAACACCUCCGUGCUCGGAGGUUCAAAUCUAAGCAUGCCGAUAAACCGGAGGCGUAUCUUUAGUCUGGAGCCGUUCCACCAGAGCAGCAUCAUCAGCAGCCGGCUGAAGAGAGGGAGGGAGGAGGAGCGGGAGGAGGAGAGGGAGGAGGAGGACAGGGCGGGAAACCCCAACAAGAAGUUAACCACCGACGCCACCCUGGACGACGUGAAGAAGCUGAAGGUUUGCAUUGAACUGAACGGCCUCAGGCUUAACAAGCCCCGCCUCCCCGGAGAGCUCAGCCAAUGGCUGCCCUCCAGCCAGAGGUCAGCGGAGGUCGACAGAAAGUUCAGAAUGGACAUCCCAGCCAUCAGUGGAAGAUCAGAGGUCAACGGAGGCUGGUGUGACCGUACGUUUGUGAGGAGGGAAGACCCGAGAGUUUUCCACAUGGCCCCGCCCACUUCCUCUCCCUCUCAUCUCCCCCGGCAACUGUGUGGCUCCGCCCCCCGGCUACCUUCCCCUGCAUCCUUCACCUCCCUCGCCUCUUCCCGCCUCCAGGACAAGCAUCAGAAGCUGAGAGAGAGUCGCAGGGUCUCCAGUUUCCUCCCUUCUUUACCUCCUCUUCCUCCUUCCUCCUCCUUGCUCGACCCCCAUCCCUUCCACUGCCAUGACGACGACCUCAGCAAGCCGAAGGGCAAGCGCCCCUGCAAGACGAAGCACACGGGAGGAGAGACGGCGAGGGAGGAGGAGAGAGACGGCGGAGGAACCGAUGAUGAGGAAAAGAGUGGGAAGAUCUCGCCGUCAGACCCGUCUCGCUCUCCCGCCUGUAGAACUUCCUCUCCGCAGCAGCACGCUGCCCGGCCCGUCCCUCCUGAAGUCCGUCGGCUCAUUGUGAACAAAAACGCCGGAGAGACGCUGCUGCAGCGCGCCGCCCGUCUGGGCUACGAGGAGGUGGUGCUGUACUGUCUGGAGCGGCGGAUCUGCGACGUGAACCAUCGAGACAACGCCGGGUACUGUGCCCUGCACGAAGCCUGCGCCCGCGGCUGGCUGGCGAUCAUACGCCACCUGGUGGAGCACGGAGCUGACGUCAACUGCAGUGCUCAGGAUGGAACCAGACCGCUGCACGACGCUGUGGAGAACGACCACCUGGAGGUGGUGCGUUUCCUGCUGGCCUGCGGCGCCGACCCCACCCUCACCUCUUACUCUGGGAGGGGACCAAUCAACAUGACCCACAGCGCUGCCAUGGAAACCUUCCUGGAGGACUAUCUCUCCGACCUCCAGGGAAGGUCGGAAGGCGAUCCCGGAAUCUGCUGGGAGUUUUACGGCAGCUCAGUGUGCGAGCCAUCCAGCGAGGGAGGAGUGUAUAACAUUCUUGCUGACCCACCGGGGCCGGAGGAGGAGGAGGAGGAUGAAGAGGAGGACAAAGAUGAGGAGCAACGAGCCAGGAGGGAGGUGUUUGAGUUUGAGCUGUCUGACCGGCCACUGCUCCCCUGCUACAACAUCCAGGUGUCACUGUCCCAGGGUCCCAGGAACUGGCUCCUCCUCUCCGACGUCCUGGGUCGACUUCGGAUGACUUCUCGGUCUUUCCGGCGCCUCUUCCCACAGCUGAAUGUGCAGUCGAUGUCUGAGGAUGAGUUCUACCGGCAGGCGUCCCUGUCGCAGCUCCUGACAGGUCCCGAUGAGCAGGAGCUGGCUUCCUUCAGGCCAGACGUCAAGGACCCCCUGGAGCUGGUGGAAGCCACCCCCGAGCUGGCCGGCAUGCUCGGCUCUUCCCUGGAGUUUGUGGACACUCGUUGGGACUUGCUGGAAGCUUCGCCACCUCCAACACCACCCCCACCACCACCACCACAAAGACUGUCGCUAAGACUGCCACAACGUAUUCCACCAUUAUUACCACCACAGCGACAGGGGGCAACAGACCCUCGUGCUAAAGUGGACAAUGUCUUACAAAGCAGGAGUGCAGACUCUGGACAAUUCCAAGGACUUAAAAAUCUGGGAUAUUCCACCCUGGCAGCUAAAAUAGAAACCAAACUGGAUGCCAGCAUGUGGGAACCACAACAGCUAGGAAGUGCAAACGCUGUUGUUCCUAUUCCUGCAAAACCAAACAUGACAAUGAUUGUUAACACGUGGGAACCGCAAAGACAACAAAGUAAGAAUAUUGGGAUUCCUAAUACUGCUAAUUCUGACUCUAAAGUGAACUCUAGCAUGUGGGAACGACAACGUAGCAAGAGCACUGGGAUUCCUAAUUCUGACUCUAAAAGUGAAUCUAGCAUGUGGGAACCACAAAGACAACAAAGUAAGAACAUUUGGAUGUCUAAGUCUGCUAAUACGGACGCUAAAAUGGACUCUAGCAUGUGGGAACAGCAGCAACAAGGACAUAAAUCCACCAGGAACACUCCCGCAAAGUCCGACAUGGCAGCUAGCACUUGGGAACCACAGCGACUGCGAAGUAGGAGCAUCGCGAAUUCUGACACCAAAGUGGACGCUACACCGUCAGAACCACAGCGAAUACGAAAUAAGAGCACUGCUAAUCCUGCUAAUGGCACAGUGGAUGCUAAUGCGUGGAAACGACAGAAUCUAGGGUGUAAGACUGGUGGGGAGUCGGACUCCACGAACCCAGGUGCUUCACACGAAGGAACCGAUUGGGAACCGCAACGACUCCGAAGUAAGGCGGCAGGGAUCAACGGCCCCGCGAAGCCAAACACUACAGUGGACGCUAAUACGUGGGAACGCCAGGGAGUAAAGAGAGUGGGUGGCACAAGCACACCACCCAAAAGAGAGGACAGUUCCUGUGACAGCCAAGGGCACGGAGCUAAGACCAUCAAGAUGGACGCUGCCUGGCAAAGGAACUUGGGCAACGUCAGAGUCCACAUCCGGGAUCUUGGAAUGAAAGUGGCGGGAACCAUCCGGAGGGACGUAAAGAAAGAGCAAGGGAAGGCCGCCGGGAAGGCCGCCAAGGUCAAAGCGAGGUCGUGACAACAUAAAGUAACAGACUGAAAAACAAACGUAAAUAAAUGAGUAAACAGAACGUCGUCUGUAGAGACGCUAACAGUAUCGUGUGUGCUCUAUGUUUACUGUAAAUAUUUUUAUUUAUGAGUACAGAUAUUCUCUGUUGGUGAAGUUGUUCUUUGUAAAUGCAGUCUGGUGUAAAUACGACGCAGUUUCUGUUCACGUGGAGGUUGUUUGUUACCUUUGUCUGUAAUUUUGUAUUCAGCAUCCUGUUGGCUUUCGUCACCAAAAUAUUUAUUGUCCAAUAAAUAUAAAGAAUGAGAAA
Molecule: messenger RNA, 8231 nt
Organism: Dicentrarchus labrax (European seabass)
Lineage: Eukaryota; Metazoa; Chordata; Actinopteri; Moronidae
Product: BCL-6 corepressor
Exons: 13
Coding region: 845-7933 (2362 amino acids)
Biological process (GO): negative regulation of transcription by RNA polymerase II
Cellular component (GO): nucleus
Molecular function (GO): protein binding; transcription corepressor activity
Source: RefSeq, a predicted model, not a curated record